Lacerta agilis (Sand lizard) is the source of this 1513-nucleotide messenger RNA. It is a transcript of the gene CCDC112, whose product is annotated as coiled-coil domain containing 112. Lineage: Eukaryota; Metazoa; Chordata; Lepidosauria; Squamata; Lacertidae. The transcript has 10 exons. Bases 19 to 1482 code for a protein of 487 amino acids. The record is from RefSeq and is a predicted model, not a curated record.
UGUUUGAGGGCUUCCAACAUGGCCGACCUAGCAACGGCAGCACUUAGGGCGGUAACCCGGAGCAACCAGAACAGCAAGAUAAAAGAUGAUCAGCUUAAGAAAGCUGAAUUCAUAAGAGAAGGGGACAAACUAAAUAAACAACUUCUGAGCAUUGAAAAGGAUAAAAAUAUCCUUCUCUUCAACAAGAAGAAUGACUUCAGGAUGGAAUAUAACACAUUGGAAGAACUGGAAAAUGAACUGACUAAGAACCGGAAAGCCGAAAAAGCUAAUAUCCAACAAAAACUGGACAGAAUUUCUAAUAAUGUUAAAGGACUCCAGCGACAAUUAAAACAUGUGAAGCCAACCCCAGAAUUUGUUGACGGACUCAGAGGAAGGAUGGAAGAAGUUGAAAUGGCAAUGAAUGCUUUUAAAGAAGAACAGCAACAAAGAUAUGAGGAGCUCAUGAGAGAGGAGAAGACAGCUACCAAUGAGAUUAAUGCAUUAGAGAGAAAAAUUGAGCUCUGGGCAUUAAGUACUUCAGCAACAGGAAAAAUGUCCAAACAAGGCAUUCUUGUAGUGGAUAAAAAGACACAAAAUCACCUGCCUCAUGGAGUACUUGAGCUUGAAAAAUUCCUUCAACAGACAGGGGGGAAGCAAGGAGGUUGGGAUGAAUAUGAUCACCAACAAUUUUUGAAAUUGUGGACAAAGUAUAAAGGAAAACCAUUGUACAUUGAUGAAGUCCUUGAUCAUCUUCCUGACAAAACAAGGGAGGAUAUUCUGCAGCAUGAGAAAUGGUAUCAAGAAUUUCUAAUUUUAGAAGCGCAAAAAAAAGAGUCCAUUCAACAAUGGAAGAUAAAAAAGCUACAAGAGAGAGAAAAAAUCUUAUCCCAGAAGAAGAAGAAGCCAGAGGAAGGGCUCGCUACAGCUAUACUACAGCACACAGCAGCCCAGAAGCAAAAAGUUGAAGAGGAAAGGAAAAAACGACUGAAAGAACUUGAAUCGUGGAAAAGGCAAAAAGCAAUAGAAUAUGCAAUGAAACAGGCUGCUCAGCUACAAGAAGAGGAAGAGAAGAAGAAGAAAAAGCAGAAGGAACGUCAGCGGCAAUUUCAGAUAAAGUUGCUGUUGGAAGACUAUAGUAGGCAGAAAAAGGAGGAGGAAGAGUUUUUGCGACUUGAGAAGGAAAAGAGAGAGGAAGCUGAAAGGGAAGAGAAGAGAAGAAUUGCUGCAGAAGAAAUUCUUAAGUUCCAAGAGCGAGAUUUAUCUAAACUUGUGUUUAAGAUUCAAGAAAAACAGGCAAAGGUAGACGAAAAGAUAGAAAAAGAAAGAAGAUUGAGAGAAAAGUUGAGAGAGAAGGUUGAAAUGAAUGUAACUCGAGACCCAUGUAGGCUGUUGAAGCCUACAAAAGUUUGGGAAGAACGAACAAAAGAGAUUGGACCAGAAGGUUCAGGGCCACUUCUGCAUAUUCCGCACAGGGCUGUCCCAAGCUGGCGACAAGGACUAUAGUUGGAUGGCUGCACAGUUUUCUUAGAAGAUA